AUGUUCCCCCCCCACUCCCGCAGCAUGUUCCCCCCCACUCCCGCAGCAUGUUCCCCCCACUCCCGCAGCAUGUUCCCCCACUCCCGCAGCAUGUUCCCCCCACUCCAGCAGCAUGUUCCCACCCCACUCCCGCAGCAUGUUCCCCCCACUCCCGCAGCAUGUUCCCAUCACCCCCACAGCAUGUUCCCCCACUCCCGCAGCAUGUUCCCCACUCCCGCAGCAUGUUCCCCCCACUCCCGCAGCAUGUUCCCCCACUCCCGCAGCAUGUUCCCCCCACUCCUGCAGCAUGUUCCCACCCCACUCCCGCAGCAUGUUCCCACCACUCCCGCAGCAUGUUCCCCGCAGCAUGUUCCCCCCACUCCAGCAGCAUGUUCCCCCCCACUCCCGCAGCAUGUUCCCCCCCCCCACAUGUUCCCACCACCCCCGCAGCAUGUUCCCCCCACUCCCGCAGCAUGUUCCCCCCACUCCCGCAGCAUGUCCCCCCACCCCAGCAUGUUCCCCCCACUCCCGCAGCAUGUCCCCCCCACUCCCGCAGCAUGCAUGUCCCCCCCACUCCCGCAGCAUGUCCCCCCCCCACUCCUGCAGCAUGUUCCCCCCCACUCCAGCAGCAUGUUCCCACCCCACUCCCGCAGCAUGUUCCCACCCCACUCCCGCAGCAUGUUCCCCCCACUCCCGCAGCAUGUUCCCCCCCCACUCCAGCAGCAUGUUCCCACCCCACUCCCACAGCAUGUUCCCCCCACUCCCGCAGCAUGUUCCCCCACUCCCGCAGCAUGUUCCCCCCACCCCCACAGCAUGUCCCCCCCACCCCCACAGCAUCAUGUCCCACCCCACAGCAUGUUCCCCCACUCCCGCAGCAUGUUCCCCCCACCCCCACAGCAUGUCCCACCCCCACAGCAUGUUCCCCCCACUCCCGCAGCAUGUUCCCACCACUCCCGCAGCAUGUUCCCCCACUCCCGCAGCAUGUUCCCCCACUCCCGCAGCAUGUUCCCCCCACUCCCGCAGCAUGUUCCCCCCACUCCCGCAGCAUGUUCCCCCCACUCCCGCAGCAUGUUCCCCCACUCCCGCAGCAUGUUCCCCCCACUCCCCGCAGCAUGUUCCCCCCACUCCCGCAGCAUGUUCCCACCACUCCCGCAGCAUGUUCCCCCACUCCCGCAGCAUGUCCCCCCCACUCCCGCAGCAUGUCCCCUCCCACUCCCGCAGCAUGUCCCCUCCCACUCCCGCAGCAUGUCCCCUCCCACUCCCGCAGCAUGUUCCCCCCCACUCCCGCAGCAUGUUCCCCCCCACUCCCGCAGCAUGUUCCCCCACUCCCGCAGCAUGUUCCCCCACUCCCGCAGCAUGUUCCCUCCCACUCCCGCAGCAUGUUCCCUCCCACUCCCGCAGCAUGUUCCCUCCCACUCCCGCAUCAUGUUCCCCCACUCCCGCAUCAUGUUCCCCUCCCACUCCCGCAGCAUGUUCCCCACCAGCGUUUGA
Molecule: messenger RNA, 1470 nt
Organism: Oncorhynchus gorbuscha (pink salmon)
Lineage: Eukaryota; Metazoa; Chordata; Actinopteri; Salmoniformes; Salmonidae
Product: extensin-like
Exons: 2
Coding region: 1-1470 (489 amino acids)
Source: RefSeq, a predicted model, not a curated record